Messenger RNA from Cylindrotheca closterium, 1488 nucleotides. The record is from the annotation of a GenBank genome assembly. Lineage: Eukaryota; Bacillariophyta; Bacillariophyceae; Bacillariales; Bacillariaceae.
AUGAAUGGAGCAGCUGUCCGAACAACAAUCCAACGAGGGAUUGGCGCAACUGCUCGUCGUCAAAUCUUUCGGCAGAAGAGAAUACCUCUGACGCCGCAAGCUCCAUAUCAAUGUCGAAGUCUUUCGUCAACUCCUCCAUCAUCAUCAUCUUCUUCUUCUUCUGUUCCUGCCAAGACCCCCGAAGAGGAGGAGAAUCUUCCUGCUAUUCCCAUUGACUUUCAAGUGGCCGCCAACAUUGAAGGAGAAGAAUCCCAAAUUGCUACCAUCACCUUGAGGCCAGGCGAGACCUUGCGGGCCGAAGCCGGUGCCAUGUUGUACAUGACACAGGGCAUUGAAAUGUCCACCGAAUUGCACGGGGCUUCUCAGGCCUUUUCGCGCAUGAUGACGGGACAGAAUGUCUUUUUGACCGAGUUUCGAUAUCACGGACAAGACUCGGGAACCGUGGGAUUGGGAACCGACUUUCCCUCCAAAAUUGUGCGUCUGUCAUUACAAGAUUAUCCAGAUUCCACUAUCAUUUGUCAACGGGGAGCCUACUUGGCGAGUAAUCCGUCAAUAGAUAUUGAAAUGGCUUAUACGAAAAGACUGACCACGGGCUUCUUUGGAGGACAAGGAUUCAUUUUGCAAAAGCUCUUUGGGGAGGGAGAUGUACUCGUAAAAGCGGGCGGAACUCUUGUCACCAAGGAUCUGGAGGAAGGAGAAACGCUGCGAGCGACUUGCGGGAGCAUUGUUGGUUUUACUUCCACCAUUGAUUAUGACAUUGAAAUGAUGAAGGGAGUCAAGAAUGUCAUGUUUGGAGGCGAAGGGCUCUUUGUGGCAACGCUAAAAGGACCAGGACGAGUCUGGCUACAGGGAAUGCCACCGGAUCGAAUGAUUGGAGAGAUUGCCCGCCGUGUACCGGCCGGUGGAGUUGGACCCUUCAUUCCCAUUCCUGGUAUGGGCGGCGGUGGUGGUGGAGAAGCCGCUGGAGAUGCUGACGCAGGUACCGCAGGAGACGUUGCUGCGGGUGCUGCUGCAGGCGAAGCCUUGGGGGAUGCCACACCUGAAGAAAUGGUGGCGUCAACGGAUGCAGCCAUCGAUGCGGAUCGACAAGCGACCGUGGCAUCGUCUGGCGUUGAUUCCGAAUCGCCAUCGGCACUCUUUGGAGAUGCUGCGGGUGAUGAUGCUUCCAAUAGUACUUUGGGAUCCACCAACACCACGGAACCGGCAUCCUCGUCGACUUUUGGUGACGAUUCCUUUGCUUCGGAAACUAGCUUUGCCGACAGUGGUAGCAACGAAACCACGUUUGGUGACGAGCCCAUGUUUACCGAUGAUGACGCUACAAACUUUUCCGCCUCGGAUGAUUUUGGACAAUCAGGAGAAGAUUUUUUUGGCGGAGACAGUUCGCAAACAACGACAGAUGUCUUUGAUUCAGUAUCAGAAUCUGUCGAUCAAGAUACGGGAAGCGGUAUUAUCAGCACUCUUUGGGACAUGUUCAUGGGUGAUGACUAA